Messenger RNA from Momordica charantia (bitter melon), 1649 nucleotides. RefSeq names its product transcription factor PCL1. Lineage: Eukaryota; Viridiplantae; Streptophyta; Magnoliopsida; Cucurbitales; Cucurbitaceae. The record is from RefSeq and is a predicted model, not a curated record. Gene Ontology annotation, molecular function: DNA-binding transcription factor activity; DNA binding. Gene Ontology annotation, cellular component: nucleus. Gene Ontology annotation, biological process: regulation of DNA-templated transcription.
AACUCGUGGAAUUAGGAUAGGUCUAAAAUGUCCCUCAGCCCAAACCCAACCACACGUACAAAAAGCCGCAGAUGGGCUAAUACGAAUCGCGGCCCAAUGCCACUUCACACGAAAUCAGGCCCAAUAACUUCCUUUAAAUUACCAAAUUAGCCAUCAAAAUACACCGUGGGCUGAAUACGUGGAUACGCAUCAUCAGACCAGUGCUCUUCAACCAAUGCGAGCAGUACAAAGGUCCAGCUCCAGGUGUCAGUCCAUCACGCGGCCAACUGCAAUUUUUUCUCAGCCCGCCGAAUCAUCGAGGGCUGGUAAUGCACUAAGUCCACGUGUCAAAAUUUCGAAGCGAGUAUUGACCACGAGUGAACUCUCGCGAGUAUAACUCAAUUAUGAAAAGAAAAGCGAUAUUAAACCGUUUCAAAAAUAUCUCGCGGAAUCGCCUUUUUCCGAGUCCCGAGUCCCGACCUUCUCCUUCUCCGAGAGACAGUGCUCCUAUUUUGGCUAACAUUUUCUCUGAUUUUCCCGCCUCCCAAACGAAAUGAAACAUCUCCCUGCCAAUCGCAUCCUCGUUUAUCUCUGGUUUCAAGAUUCGAAUACGCUUCUCGAGUAGUAUUCGAUUUGGUGUUGAUCCCGUUUGCGGUGGAAUAGAAGGGCGAAAGAAUCUGCAACUUUGUUAUGGAGCAAAAGGCGCGGGAGUACUGUUCUGGUGGGCUUAAUAGCUGUGCUAAUGGCGAUGAAAGAGUUCUUCUGUGGGAGGAUGGACUGCCCGACGCCGAUAAUGUAACCCCUCUUUCUCAAUCUUUGAUAUCGCAGGAACUCGCUUCGGCGUUCCGGAUCUUGGCGGAACCUCGUCGGACUGUAUCGGAUGUUAAUUCGGCGUCGAAUACGACGCUACUGAAUAUACGCGAUGGAGAAUCGGAAGGAUACAGAAGUUUCGAGACGCGGGGUGAAGACGCGAUGAUGGUUGAGACGGACGAGACGAUUAAUCCAGUCGAGUCGGGGUCCGAUUCACGGAAAUUGAGGAAGGUUGAUUUGGUUGAAGAGGUGAAUUUAGCGCCUCAGGUCAAGAAUUUGACCGAGGAUGCGGCUGAGGCUCGAACCUUGAAGCGGCCGCGGCUCGCCUGGACUCCGCAAUUGCACAAGCGGUUCGUGGAUGUGGUUUCUCAUUUAGGGCUCAAAGACGCAGCUCCCAAAGCCAUUAUGCAAUUGAUGAACGUGGAAGGAUUGACUCGCGAGAACGUUGCCAGCCACCUACAGAAGUAUCGACUCUUCUUGAAGAGGACGCAGCUAUCCUCAACCACCGACGAGGCUCUCGUUCCGGUGCCGAUGGCGCAGAACUCACAGGAUUCUGCUCCCAGUCCCGAUGCACCAGGAAACGGGUGUUUUCCGGCUACUUUUCCGAUGACGUAUAUGCCAUCUCCGAUGAUGCCUAUGAUGUAUUUUGGUAUGGGAGCUCAUGGUCACGGUCUUAGUCAUACCAGCAUGCCAAUGGUUAACCUGAGCAACGCGCCGGCCCACUCGUUUAGCACGAAAGGGCAGCAAGAUUGAUACUAAUGGCAACCGACAAGUAGGGUUUGAUAUUGCACCUUACUUUCAUUAUGUUCCCAAUCCAAAAUCCGAACGAUAAAAUGAAGUUUGACUAGAUUUCAUCUUGA